AUGACCUGUACCGUCAUUGACAACUCCCUGAGGCUGCACCGGGAGGCUGUCUUCACCCCAUUCAGUGAAAAACAGAAGAUAACGGAGGGGGAUGAAGAGGGGCGAGGAAUCACGAGGCCGAGGAGGGGCUCACCGCUCAGUGCGGGGUCCCUCGUCGCUGACCUACUCAUCAAUGAAGCUCUCACUGAUAAAGGUCCCAGGCACACUUGA
Messenger RNA from Pieris macdunnoughi, 210 nucleotides. The record is from the annotation of a GenBank genome assembly. NCBI's taxonomy places the organism in Eukaryota, Metazoa, Arthropoda, Insecta, Lepidoptera, Pieridae.